UACAAGACCCCGAUCCGACCGACGGGUAAACAACGGGCGAGAAGAGAAGUGAGAAACGCGAAUCGAUAUGCUGCCUCCUCCGCUCUCUCUUCGCCGCUUCUGCUGCUGUUGUAGCGCUCUUGAGGCCGCCGCCGCCGCCGCCGCCACCGUCACCACCACCAAGAGGAACCUCGUCUUCCUGGGCUCCCCACAGGUGUCUGCUUCCGUUCUUGAUGCGUUACUCGACUCGUCUCAAGCUCCCAAUUCGAUCUUUCAGCUCGCAGCAAUUGUCACCCAACCACCGUCUGGAAGGGGUAGAGGGAGGAAGUUGAUGCCGUCCCCUGUCGCGCAACAUGCCAUAGACAGAGGAUUCCCUCAAGACCGCAUACUCACACCUGAACGAGCUGGGGAGGAGACUUUCUUGUCUGAUUUAAGGGCUCUAAAUCCUGAACUUUGUGUUACUGCAGCAUACGGAAAUAUAUUACCUAACAAAUUUCUGGAGAUUCCACCAUGUGGUACUGUUAAUAUACACCCAAGUCUGCUGCCCCUUUAUCGUGGUGCUGCUCCUGUUCAAAGAGCAUUGCAGGAUGGUAUCGCUGAAACAGGAGUAUCACUUGCAUAUACUGUUCGAGAAUUGGACUCUGGACCAGUCAUUGCUUAUGAAAGAGUGGUGGUUGAUGACAUUAUUAAGGCACCAGAGUUGCUUGCAACGUUAUUUAACAUAGGUUCAACAAUUCUUCUUCGCAAACUUCCAUCUAUAUUUGAUGGAACUGCAAGAUUGAAAGCACAACCACAAGAUCACACUAAAGCUACUAUGGCUCCAAAGUUAAGCAAUGAUGAAUCAUGGCUAUCAUUUGACCAAGAAGCUAAAGUGAUACAUAACAAGGUACGGGCAUUUGCAGGGUGGCCAGGAACUCGGGCCAAAUUUCAAGUCAUUGACAUGAAUGGUCAUCCCAAUGUUCUUGAGAUAAAAAUCAUCACCACAAGGGUUUCUGAUGCUUCUGGCUCAAAGGAAAGCAGAGAUGAGAUAACUUUUGUUGGAAGUGCAUUGUUGGUUCCAUGUGCCGGACAUUCUUGGCUUGAGAUACUGGAGCUCCAGCCUCCAGGAAAGAAGGCAAUGAGCGCUUGUGAUUUUUGGAAUGGCUUGCGGGGUCAGAAGCUGAAGCUACUGUAGGAGGUAUUAACCGAGGGAGAAGGAAGAAGAGGGAGAAGGAGAAGAAAAGGGAAAAUAUGGAGAUUCGACGUCGCUCUCCCUCAACGAUAUCGAUCCGUCGUCGUCCUCUAUCGCCAGGCGUCGUAGAUGAGAUGUUGCCUUCUCCUUGUUUGAGGCAACGACUUUUCCUCAUCCGUGUGGAGAGAAGCCUCGACGACUUUGCGGGAAGAAGAAAUGAGGCGACGUUGCGGGAAGCCUCGACGACUUUUCCUCAUCUUGUUUUGGAUCAAGCAUAACUUGGGCCCCUUCAUGUGCUAAGUAAGAAUAUGGAACUGAUUGAAGUUUGUUAUAAUGAUUUGUGGACUCCCUACCAUCAUUCUUACAGAAAGAGAAGACGGGCAAUAUGGUUGUUCUCUUGGGAUGAGAAGCCACACUUAUCUUGGCACCUUCAACACCUGCCCACAGUUCAUGCAAUCAAUUCUCUGCUCCAUGAGGCCAAACCCCUGGAGAACUUGAGAUUGGAGGCAAAUUCUUCAUGUGGGUGUUUUUACCAUGAUUAGUUCCACAUUUGGUGUCUGCUAUGUUCUCGUUUUUUGCUUUCUGCAAAAAGGAAAACUACAAUUUACCAGAGCAGGUGGAAAACUCUCCCCCAUCCCAUGUUUAUUGUUUAGAAUAAAGUCUUCUUCAAUCUUAAUUAUGUUACCUAAUUUAACCACAAUUCUGUGAGGAACAACAAGAACAUGAUUCAAGAAAAAGAGUGGCCUAAAUACAUUGCUAGAAUAUUCUAUAUAACAUGAG
Molecule: messenger RNA, 1930 nt
Organism: Musa acuminata subsp. malaccensis (wild Malaysian banana)
Lineage: Eukaryota; Viridiplantae; Streptophyta; Magnoliopsida; Zingiberales; Musaceae
Biological process (GO): biosynthetic process; conversion of methionyl-tRNA to N-formyl-methionyl-tRNA
Cellular component (GO): mitochondrion
Molecular function (GO): methionyl-tRNA formyltransferase activity
Source: RefSeq, a predicted model, not a curated record